GAACAGGACUCAUGCGACCGAACUUCAGCUUCUCACCCCUCUGACGUUCCGCCUCCACGAACACAAGCACCUCGAUUCCCGCUUAAGCCCUCGAACGUAGAGACUGAAAUUUCUCCAGCUUCCACGGGAACCACUAUCUUGACUAGUUUCCUCGUUCUCCUGCCGCAGAAUACCAUACACCAGUUACCGAAAUGUCUCAAUCAGGCGAUGGCAAUUUCGCGGUCGACGACAAACUUGAUGCCUUCACUUUGUACCAUAUUGUACAGCAAAAGGCCGGCAAGGAGUCCAGCUUCAAUGGCGGUCCAGCUCUACCUGCGCUCGGCCAUGCGGUCGCGGGUGGUAUAGCGUCAGCGCUGGCCAAGGCCGUGGUUUAUCCCAUCGACACCGUUACCACGAGACUGCAAGUCCAGAAGCAGUUGAAGGGCGACAAAGAAGCACCGUCUGCUGCGAGUGGCGCUAAUCUAGAGUACGCCGGACCUCUUGACGCUGCGGUGAAGAUCUACAACAACGAAGGCGGAUUGCCGGCGUUCUACACUGGCCUCUCUUCCGAUGUGGUCAAGACCAUAGUCGACUCCUUCCUCUUCUUCCUGGCAUACGGUGCAGCACACGAGCACAUGCUCAAGCGCCAGGGCGGCAAGCAACUCACAGUAAUGAAGGAGCUGAGUGUCGGUGUCGUGGCUGGAGCGCUAUCUAAGGCCGUCACUACACCCAUUGGCAAUAUUGUGACCCGCCAGCAGACUGCGGCUCUUGUUGCGGCUCGGGAUCCCACAUCUGCGCACGAUGGACCCAGUGUACGGGCCAUCGCACGCCGCAUUCGAUCCGAAAAAGGCUUCGCUGGGUUCUGGUCUGGAUACAGUGCCCAGCUCGUCCUGACCGUAAAUCCUGCCAUCACAUUUGCUGUUGAUAAUCUUUUGCGCAAGCUUAUCCCUCGGUCGCAACGAGACAGCCCCAGCUCACGAGUGGUCUUUCUUGUGGCCGCAAUGUCGAAAGUCAUCGCCACGGCCAUCACUUAUCCCGUGAUGCUCGCAAAGGCCAGAGCGCAAGCUACCACAGGCAAAGACUACGCUCGACCGGAAGAUCACAUCUACAACGCGGAUCAAAAGAAGACUCGACUUCAGAAAGCUCUGCGCCGAAUCUUGCGUCUGUUUGAAGGCCAGCUGGCGUUGUACCAGUCUCUGCGCAGGAUACAUCGCACUGAGGGUGUCGCUGGACUGUACUCCGGAUUGCAAGGCGAGCUGGUCAAGGGCUUCUUGCAGCAUGGCCUGACCAUGACGAUCAAAGACAACGUCAUGAGCGGGGUCAUUCAGCUAUACUACUUCCUCUUGAAGUUGACGAAGCGCUGGCCG
Molecule: messenger RNA, 1346 nt
Organism: Zymoseptoria tritici IPO323
Lineage: Eukaryota; Fungi; Ascomycota; Dothideomycetes; Mycosphaerellales; Mycosphaerellaceae
Exons: 3
Source: RefSeq, a predicted model, not a curated record